Molecule: messenger RNA, 3651 nt
Organism: Neogale vison (American mink)
Lineage: Eukaryota; Metazoa; Chordata; Mammalia; Carnivora; Mustelidae
Gene: PDE7A
Product: phosphodiesterase 7A
Exons: 13
Coding region: 622-2073 (483 amino acids)
Molecular function (GO): 3',5'-cyclic-AMP phosphodiesterase activity
Source: RefSeq, a predicted model, not a curated record
CCGUCUCCCUGGGCGCUGCGGUGGCGCGGGGCCUGCGGCGCGGCGUCGUGACGUCACGGUGGCGGCGGCCGUGGUUGGCGCACGGUCCGCGGCUGCAAAGUGUGAAUUACGCCGGGCUCGCGCCGGCGGCGGAGUGAAGUCAGGCUCCGGGGGAGGGGAGGGGCUGGACGGUGGUGGCGGCCCGAGCUGGUGGCUGGUCCCAAGCCCCGCGCGCCUUGGGUCUCGCCGCUGGCUCCGGCAGUCUUUUCUUGCACCGCUUUCUUCUGUCCUUGCUCCGCUCCUGCUCUGCCUUCCCCGGACCCGCUCCUCCCGGCCGAGGAGCCCCUGGGCGGCAGGGUUCCCCUCCGACUUUGCCUGUGCUGACCCCGCUUGCACCCCGGAGCCGGGCGCGCGCCGGUCCUCGUAACUGUCGCCGCGGCCGCCGCAGCGUCUUCCCGCCGGCGGCCCGGGCGGAGUGUUGGGGUGGGGAAGGCGUGAGUGCGGCUUCCCGGCCCGGGGUCGGCGGUCGCCGGCCCUGCCCCCGCCUCGGCCCGGCGCCCCCGAGCCGCGGCCCCUUCCCAGCGCAGGGGCCGGCAGCCGCGGCUGGGCGGGCGCCGCGCGGGGGCAGGGAGGGCGUAUUCAAUGGAAGUAUGUUACCAGCUGCCGGUGCUGCCCCUGGACAGGCCGGUCCCCCAGCACGUCCUCAGCCGCCGAGGAGCCAUCAGCUUCAGCUCCAGCUCCGCGCUCUUCGGCUGCCCCAAUCCCCGGCAACUCUCACAGAGGCGUGGAGCUAUUUCCUAUGACAGUUCUGACCAGACUGCGUUGUACAUUCGUAUGCUAGGAGAUGUACGUGUAAGGAGUCGAGCAGGAUUUGAAUCAGAAAGAAGAGGUUCUCAUCCAUAUAUUGAUUUUCGUAUUUUUCAUGCUCAAUCUGAAAUCGAAGUUUCUGUGUCUGCAAGGAAUAUCAGAAGGUUACUAAGUUUCCAACGGUAUCUUAGAUCUUCACGCUUUUUUCGUGGUACUACUGUUUCAAAUUCUCUCAACAUUUUAGAUGAUGAUUAUAAUGGACAAGCCAAGUGUAUGCUGGAAAAAGUUGGAAAUUGGAAUUUUGAUAUCUUUCUAUUUGAUAGACUAACAAAUGGAAAUAGUCUAGUAAGUUUAACCUUUCAUUUAUUUAGUCUUCAUGGAUUAAUUGAGUACUUCCAUUUAGAUAUGAUGAAACUUCGUAGAUUUUUAGUUAUGAUUCAAGAGGAUUACCACAGUCAGAACCCUUACCACAAUGCAGUCCACGCUGCAGAUGUUACUCAGGCCAUGCACUGUUACUUAAAAGAACCUAAGCUUGCCAGUUCUGUAACCCCUUGGGAUGUCUUGCUGAGCUUAAUUGCGGCUGCCACUCACGAUCUGGAUCAUCCGGGUGUUAAUCAACCUUUCCUUAUUAAAACUAACCAUUACUUGGCCACUCUGUACAAGAAUACCUCAGUACUGGAAAAUCACCACUGGAGAUCUGCAGUGGGAUUAUUGAGAGAAUCUGGUUUAUUCUCACAUAUGCCAUCAGAAAGCAGGCAACAAAUGGAGACUCAGAUAGGUGCUUUGAUACUAGCCACAGACAUCAGUCGCCAAAAUGAGUAUCUGUCAUUGUUUAGGUCCCAUUUGGACAGAGGUGACUUACAACUAGAAGAUACCAGGCAUAGGCAUUUGGUUUUACAGAUGGCUUUGAAAUGUGCUGAUAUUUGUAACCCAUGUCGGACCUGGGAAUUAAGCAAGCAGUGGAGUGAGAAAGUAACAGAGGAAUUCUUCCAUCAAGGAGAUAUAGAAAAGAAGUAUCACUUGGGUGUGAGUCCACUUUGUGAUCGUCAGACUGAAUCUGUUGCCAACAUCCAGAUCGGUUUCAUGACUUAUCUAGUGGAGCCUCUCUUCACAGAAUGGGCCCGGUUUUCCAAUACCAGGCUCUCGCAGACGAUGCUCGGACAUAUGGGGCUGAACAAAGCCAGCUGGAAGGGGCUGCAGAGAGAACAGUCCACCAGUGAGGACACGGACACUGCGUUCGAGGAGUUGAACUCACAGUUAUUACCUCAGGAAAAUCGGUUAUCAUAGCCCCCAGAAGCAGUGGGACAGACUGCCUCCUGCAGGUUUUCAGAAAUGUGAAAUGGGGUCUCGAGGUGAGAGGACGUUCUCUUGGCUGCCAAGGUUUCCGAAGGAACGAGGCCAGCGUUAUUCCCAAGGUGUCGUCUCUCGGAUCAUGUGACCCCACUUUUUAAUUAUAAGACCUGAACACAUAGCAAUAUGCAUUUGGCUUUCGUGUGAAACCUUGAAUAUGCAAAGCCCAGCAGGAGCCCGUUGGAAAGGAGUAACAGAGGAAGUUUUCCGGUGUGCCAUGAGUCUUUCAAAGCAUUUAUUCCUCGAACCACGAAACUUGAACUCUAUCUUUCAGCAGAAAUCUCUUGGAAUUUAACCAGUCUGAUGCAACUUUGUGUACCUGUACCUUCCACUAAGUUCUGAGAAAAUGGAAAUGUGAAGUGCCCAGCCUCUGCUGCCUCCUGCGAGACUCGAUGUUUACAAAUCAACUCUGAAAUAUUGGUUCUAAAUUGCCUUGGAGCAUGAUUGUGAAGGAACCACUAAGAAUUUUAAAGAUCAAACUGAAACUGCAGCUCUUUCCCCCUGGUUUGCCUUUUUUCUUCUUUGGAUGCCACCAAAGCCUCCCAUUUGCUAUAGUUUUAUUUUGCGCACUGGAAACUGAGCAUUUAUCAUAGAGUACCGCCAAGCUUUCCCUCCAGUGCUGUUUGGCAAUGCAAUUUUUUUUAACUAUUAGUUUUUCAUUUGGGGCGGGAGGGGAAGAACACCAAUGUCCUAGCUGUAUUAUGAUUCUGCAGUGAAGACAUUGCAUGUUGUUUUCACUACUGUACACUUGACCUGCACAUGCAAGAAAAAGGUGGAAUGUUUAAAACACCAUAAUCAGCUCAGGGUAUUUGCCAAUCUGAAAUAAAGUGGGAUGGGGAAGUAUGUCCUUCAGAGCAAGGGUACUAAAGUCCCUUUCGCUGCAGUGAGUGAGAGGUAUGUUGUGUGUGAAUGUGUGGAUGUAUGUUUGCGUGCAUGUCUGUGCAUGUGUGACUGUGCAUGUGUUAUAUUUAUCCACGUGGGAAAUUAUUUAUUAUUUUAGAAUGUGACACAAUGCGCAGCCACACCGGGGGAGGGGAAGGUAGGUGAGCUGUACCAGACUGCUCCAGUUGCCUUAAACUAUGCACAAAGCUAAGUGACCAAACUUCUUGUUUUGAUUUGAAAAAAGUGCAUUGUUUUCUUGUCCCUCCCUUUGAUGAAACGUUACCCUUUGAUGGGCCUUUUGAUGUGAACAGAUGUUUUCUAGGACAAAAUCUAAGGACUAAUUUUAAACUUCAAACAUUCCACUUUUGUAAUUUGUUUUAAAUUGUUUUAUGUAUAGUAAGCACAACUGUAAUCUAGUUUUAAGAGAAACCGGUGCUUUCUUUUAGUUCAACUGUAUUUCCCUUGUUACUGUAAAAGACUGUUUAUCGAUUAUGUUUACAGUUUGUUGCAACAGCCAUUUUCUUGGGAGAAAGCUUGAGUGUAAAGCCAUUUGUAAAAGGCUUUGCCAUACUCAUUUUAAUAUGUGCCUGUUGCUGUUAACUUUUGAUGAAUAAAAACCUAUCUUUUCACAUA